This is a messenger RNA of Trichogramma pretiosum, 480 nucleotides long. RefSeq lists its product as uncharacterized. Bases 168 to 458 code for a protein of 96 amino acids. The record is from RefSeq and is a predicted model, not a curated record. NCBI's taxonomy places the organism in Eukaryota, Metazoa, Arthropoda, Insecta, Hymenoptera, Trichogrammatidae. The transcript has a single exon.
CCAAAUAAUACGUCAACUGCGUACAUAACCCCUCGCGACUCCAGUUACCAAAUCAACGGCAACGAUCUGCAAGUCGCGCGCGCCACGACAAAAAAAAAUUGACGACGGUGCAGUUGUCGUUGUUGUGUGAUAUUCGUGAAUAAACAAAGCAAAAUAAACAAAAAACGAUGCCGGGAACACCGACCACCGAGCAGCAGAACAACAGUGCGGAGGUCAACCAGGUACCCGAGGACCCGACGAGCGUCGUCGUCGUGGUCCAGCAGCGAGACGAUCAGCCCUCGCCACCAGCCGUGACCAAUGUUCCAGCUCGCGAGAUCACCCAGACGGACAAGCUCAACAAGCGACUGCUCGUGUCCUUUCUGAAUCGCAUGAACAGCCAGAGCGACUCGCAGAAGGACGAGCCCGUGUCCGACGAGGAGGAGAACAACAAGGAGGACAGCGACUCCAGUUUCGAAUGAGAUGCAGUAUUAAAACGUCGAU